Molecule: messenger RNA, 1170 nt
Organism: Sander lucioperca (pikeperch)
Lineage: Eukaryota; Metazoa; Chordata; Actinopteri; Perciformes; Percidae
Gene: hvcn1
Product: hydrogen voltage-gated channel 1
Exons: 6
Coding region: 132-812 (226 amino acids)
Biological process (GO): proton transmembrane transport
Cellular component (GO): plasma membrane
Molecular function (GO): voltage-gated proton channel activity
Source: RefSeq, a predicted model, not a curated record
GCGGAGUUUUUCUGCUCCAAGUUGAGACUUGUGUCUCUGCAGAGGAGCAGAGCGUUUUGAGCGACAGAGUGGGCCAGAACAAGGUAAAACAGAACAAGGUGAUCUGAGCUGGGGGUCUGGAGCCUGGCGCCAUGGCUCGGUACCUGGGCUACUUCACCGCUGUGGGCGACGUCCAGCCAGUCCGCCUGGAGGAGGAGGAGCUGCACGUGACCAGCGAGGAGCUGAGUCCCGCCACGGGGCAGUUCCCACCCACGACGACCUUCAGGGAGUCCCUGCAAAGGCUCUACGGCUCCGAGCGCUUCCAGGUGUUGGUGGUGUGUUUGGUCAUCCUGGACGCCAUCUUUGUUCUGGCCGAGCUGCUCAUCGAUCUGUCUGUUAUCAAGCUGGAACAUGGCCACCUUGCUCCGGAGGUGUUCCACUACCUGAGCCUGGCCGUUCUCACGUUCUUCAUAGUGGAGCUGCUCGGUAAGCUGUUUGCCUACCGCCUGGAGUUCUUUCAACACAAGUUUGAGGUGUUUGACGGUUUGGUGGUGGUGCUUUCCUUCGUGUUGGACAUUGUGUUCAUCUUCCAUGAAGACGAGUUUGUUGGGACGGGCCUGCUCAUCCUGCUGCGACUCUGGAGGGUGGCCCGAAUCAUCAACGGUAUCCUGGUGUCGGUGAAGAACCGUGCAGACCACAAGCUCCACAAGCUGAAGGAGAGCUAUGACCACCUGGUUCAGAGAGUCACGCAGCUGCAGGAGCGCUGCGACAAACUGGAACAGGAGAACCAGAGACUGGAAGCCCUCCUGAAGAAGCACGCCAUAGACUCCUAACUCCUGGAGCCCGCUGCUGUGGAGCUACUCUUCAAUCUCAUUUAUAUCACGUACCUUUGUGCACUCUUUCAACCUAUACAUUCCAUGAUGAACUUUACUUUUAGACCUGAUUUCAAUAUUCCUUAACCGUUACUACAUUACCUGAAGAGAAAUAUAUAUUUUUUACUAUCUGCAUCAGUAGAUCCAUAUCCAUGUCAAAGGUUAUGUCGAAUGAAUGUCAGAUGCUAUCACUCCAUAAAGCCACGAUGGCCUCAAUUUCUACGUAACUAACAUUCCUCACACUGAUGACUUAUACAUAAAACUAAAUGUGCAUCUGCUUAGUGACAUUUCAAAAAGAAUUGUAUGUUGUGUAAAAAAA